Molecule: messenger RNA, 1511 nt
Organism: Musa acuminata subsp. malaccensis (wild Malaysian banana)
Lineage: Eukaryota; Viridiplantae; Streptophyta; Magnoliopsida; Zingiberales; Musaceae
Source: RefSeq, a predicted model, not a curated record
GCAUUGCUUCUAUCUCAAGAGAAUGGAUGAAUGCGUCGUCACUUACGCUUGAUUCUUUCCUAUGUUUGUCUCUUUCUCAUAGUUUCAAUUAGUUUGUGAUCAUGUGUUACGUCAUAACCCUCAGGAGCUUUAUUUGCGUAAAUGCUGUCCUCCAUUGCUGAUGUUUAUUUCUUGUUCUACGAAGAUUUUUCUUUAAUAAUCAGAUCCUCUGAUUGGUCUGAUCUUUUUUGUCAGAUGAACUAUUAUAGAAGAAGAAAAUGCUAAAUUUUAUGGAGUUCCGAGGCAUGAAAGUGAAAAGAAAACGAUUCAGUAAAUCAUCAUCUUGAUGAAUUAUAUGAAAAAAAUGAAUUUUUAAAGAUUUAAUGCCUGUUCGUUUGAAAUUCAUGGAAUUUGCAUACAUCUUAUUUGUGGUUUGUUCCCUACUAAGCAGUUCACAAGAUGGUUUUAUAUAUUUGGCAUGUUCUAUCUGGCUUCUAUGGUCUGAUCCUGUUGAUGACAUGUUGCACCUUGAUUUUGCUCUGAUGAAUUCCUUUUUUUCUUUUGGAAGCCUUGUAUUAUUAUCUACUCGCACUCGUUGGUUUGAAACGUUUAAAAAGAAAAGAACUUUUCAUGGUGCACAUUGCAUAAACCUUUGAAUGAUUUUAGAAGGAUCGCAAAUAUGAUAUCUAUUUUUUAAUAAUUGUAUAACUCGCCUCUCACAUCUAGGAUGCCUUUGCAACCUGAUAACUCGAUGCCCCUGGAUAACGAGGAUUGUUACUCUGUUGCUUCUACUGCACUAUCCAUAAGAACUUUGAAAGGCGGGACAACUGUGGCAACUGCUACUGCCCCUGCUUUCCGAUGCAGUGAGCGUGCAGAAAAGCGGAAGGAGUUCUACUUUAAAUUAGAACAGAAGCACCAGGCUCUGGAAGCUGAGAAAAUCCAGUCUGAAGCUAGACUAAGGGAAGAGCAAGAGGCAGCUCUGAGAAAACUAAGGAAGAGCUUGAUCUUUAAAGCAAACCCAAUGCCUAGCUUCUACCGUGAGGGUCCUCCGCCUAAGAUUGAACUAAAGAAGGCCAAUCUUCUUUUUGUACAAAAGGUACCUCCUACUCGUGCAAAAUCACCUAAUCUCACUCGAAGAAAAAGCUAUGGUGACGCUAAGACAACCGAAGAGGAUAACUGCAAUGGAGGAUGUGGACGGUUUCAUCGUCACAGUCUGGGUACCAACAGGGAAGCCACAAAAAAGUUGCAGAACAAUCCGGAGAACAUAAAGGGCAAAGAAGGGCUCAAAUCCAAGUCUCUUGCAGUUACAACAAAUCCAGCAAGUGCCGGAGUCACUGUGCAGAUGUGAAAUGUGCGUUUACAUGCUUCUAAGCUUUACUUUAGCCUUGCAACUGAGUCAACGGUUUGUUUUUGCUUACUGAUAUCUGAUGCUGUAAAUUCUCUAACGUGUACACAUGAUGUGAUUUUGUUUGACUUGCUACUGUCUUCCUGGUUAUGAUAAUUUAUGAGAACCAUGAAUUCUGAGUUCACAA